GAGACCAGUUGUGGAUACACAGUAGUAGCCCUUAGCAGCAGGGAUUCUAGUUCUCCGCCGUUGAUUUGAUCUUUGAUCAAACGACCAUGCCGAUCCGCAACAUCGCCUUUGGAAGGCCCGAGGAGGCGACUCGACCCGACGCUCUUAAAGCGGCGUUUGCUGAGUUUAUAUGUACCUUGAUUUUCGUGUUCGCCGGCGAAGGUUCCGGCAUGGCCUUUAACAAACUCACUGACAACGGUUCCGCCACCCCCGCUGGCCUCGUUGCCGCCUCUCUGGCUCACGCAUUCGCUCUCUUUGUUGCCGUCUCUGUAGGAGCCAACAUCUCUGGUGGGCACGUCAACCCCGCAGUCACCUUCGGCGCCUUCGUCGGCGGUAACAUCACCCUCCUCCGGGGCAUCCUAUACUGGAUUGCUCAGCUUCUUGGGUCCACCGUAGCUUGCUUGCUACUUAAGUUUUCCACCAACGGCAUGACCACCAGCGCCUUCUCUCUGUCUUCAGGAGUGACAGUGUGGAACGCGUUUGUUUUCGAGAUCGUGAUGACCUUCGGGCUGGUGUACACAGUCUACCCCACAGCCCUUGAUCCAAAGAAGGGCAAUUUGGGAAUUAUUGCACCGAUCGCCAUCGGUUUUAUCGUGGGUGCUAACAUUCUGGUAGGUGGGGCCUUCGACGGUGCCUCAAUGAACCCAGCAGUAUCAUUUGGGCCUGCCUUGGUGAGCUGGACCUGGACCAACCACUGGGUCUACUGGGCCGGGCCUCUGAUCGGAGGAGGGCUUGCUGGACUUGUGUACGAGGUCGUCUUCAUCAGCCACACUCACGAGCAGCUCCCCUCCGCAGACUACUGAGCUCAUCAAUCCAUGAACAGUUCCGAGGCUUUUGUUUGAUGUAUUUAUUUCUUUACAGGCUUGUUCAUGUGUUUAUUUCGUGAUCGUUGACCUUUCCAGCAUCAUCAUCAUCAUCAUCGUUGUUGCCCAGCAACGCUAGGUGUGGUUGUGUUAUUCGAUCGGCUCCUAUUUAGUUUUUCCAUGUUUCAAUUCCUUGCAUUUUCAA
Vitis riparia (riverbank grape) is the source of this 1047-nucleotide messenger RNA. Its product is annotated as aquaporin TIP1-1. The record is from RefSeq and is a predicted model, not a curated record. Gene Ontology annotation, biological process: transmembrane transport; water transport. Gene Ontology annotation, cellular component: plant-type vacuole membrane. The transcript has 2 exons. Bases 87 to 842 code for a protein of 251 amino acids. Lineage: Eukaryota; Viridiplantae; Streptophyta; Magnoliopsida; Vitales; Vitaceae. Gene Ontology annotation, molecular function: water channel activity.